CACUGAUGGGCAGCAGUUUAUUGGAAGAAUCUGAAUUAGAUAGCAAGAGCUUGGUGUCAAUGAAUUCUCCAUCUAGCCUUGUUGAAUCUUUGCAUUUGCCAGAUCCGGAAUCAAUCAUUGGUGUAAAAGAAGAGGUUCUAGCUGAAGCAGCAGUAAAUUCUCUCCAUGAUGUAUCUGAUGUGGUUUUGCCAUCUCAUCAUCUGAUGCCCAUGUCAACAUCAAGGCACUCUUACGGCGGGCAGUUGGUGGUACUCUUUCAUCGGGAAUUUUUGCCUUCCCAUGCUUUGUGUGGAUAUGUUCACUAA
Messenger RNA from Thamnophis sirtalis, 305 nucleotides. The record is from RefSeq and is a predicted model, not a curated record. Lineage: Eukaryota; Metazoa; Chordata; Lepidosauria; Squamata; Natricidae.